This is a messenger RNA of Clupea harengus (Atlantic herring), 2401 nucleotides long. It is a transcript of the gene smyd1b, whose product is annotated as SET and MYND domain containing 1b. Gene Ontology annotation, molecular function: histone H3K4 methyltransferase activity; protein binding. Gene Ontology annotation, cellular component: nucleus. The record is from RefSeq and is a predicted model, not a curated record. NCBI's taxonomy places the organism in Eukaryota, Metazoa, Chordata, Actinopteri, Clupeiformes, Clupeidae.
GAGAGGGGGCUAUUUUAGAGUGUGGUAGUGGCAACGGAAUGCACAGUUGCUCUUUAUCAGGGGGCUUAAACGCAAGGACAGGAUUGGCUAGUCGAGACACAAGAAGAGGCUCGUUCAUUCAUUCAUUCAUUCUCUCAUUCAUUCACUGUGUCAGGGUUUUCCGUCCACAUCUGAGAUCGGACCGCUGGAGAGAUCAUGGACAUCGUGGAGGUGUUCGAAUCCGAGGGGAAGGGCCGAGGCCUCCGGGCGUCCAGGGAGUUAUGGGCCGGAGACGUGCUCUUCGUAGAGGCCAGCUAUGCAGCCGUUGUGUUUGACAGUAUGGCAGCAAAUGUGUGUCACAGCUGUUUCCGUCGGCAACAGAAGCUGCAGCGGUGCGGCUCCUGCAAGUUUGCUCAGUAUUGCGACCGCACCUGCCAGAGAGCAGGCUGGGAGGAGCACAAGAUCGAGUGUCCCGCCAUCAAGGCCUACGCCAAGGUGCCCAACGAGAACGUACGGCUCGCCGCGCGCAUCUUCUGGCGCCAGGACAAGGAAGGGGGCAUCGUGUCUGACCAUCAGCUGACCUCCAUAGAUGACCUGGAGAACCACAUCUCCGAAUUGCCCGACGAUGACAUGCAGCAGCUCAAGAUUGAUAUUCACAACUUCCUGGACUACUGGCCACGCAACAGCAAGCCACACAACGUGGACAGCAUCUCCCACGUCAUCGGAGUGAUAAACUGCAAUGGUUUCACGGUCAGUGACCAGCGGGGGCUGGCAGCCGUAGGGGUGGGCAUCUUCCCCAACCUCUGCCUGGUCAACCACGACUGCUGGCCCAACUGCACCGUCGUCCUCAACCACGGCAAUCAGUCGGCCGUGAACAAAAUGUACCACUCGUACAGGAGAGUGGAGCUGAGGUCCCUGGGCAACAUUAAGCUGGGGGAGGAGAUCACCGUGAGCUACGUGGACUACCUGAACCUGUCUCACGAGCGCAAGCGGCAGCUCAAGGACCAGUACUUCUUCGACUGUACGUGUGACCACUGCACCCACGGCACCAAAGACGACCUCAAGUUGGCGGGCGCGGUGGUGGAAGGAGUCCCGGUGCCUGAGAACCAGGUGAAGGAGAUGACGGAGUACAGCCUUGAAAUGUUGCAGAAGAGGGAGAAGGCUCGCAUGGCGGGGAAUUACCACGAGGUGAUCAAAAUUUGCCGUGAGUGUUUGGAGAAGCAGGAGCCGGUUCUGGCCGACACACACCUCUACCAGCUGCGGAUGUGGAGCACCUGCAGCGAGGUGCUGUCCUACCUGCAGUACUUCGGCGAGGCGGCCACCUACGCUCGCAAAAUGGUGGAAGGAUAUCAAAAGCUGUACCAUCCCAAUAACGCGGCGCUGGGCUUGGCCACCAUGAGGGCAGGGGUCACACACUGGCAGGCAGGGUUCAUCGAGAUCGGCCAUGGCAUGAUCUGCAAGGCCUUCUCCAUCCUGAUGAUCACGCAUGGCGCCACACACCCCAUCACCAAAGACCUGGAGGCUAUGCGGCAGCAGACGGAGAUGGAGCUUCGCAUGUUCAAGCAGAACGAGUUUAUCUACCACCAGAUGCGUGAGGCGGCGCUCAAGAACCAGCCCGCAAGCAUGCAGAACGAGCCUGUGGCAGAGGGCAUCAAGAACCUGUUCCGCAGGAAAUGAGAACACCUGAUACCCUAACCCCCCCCCCACACACACACACACACACACACACACUCACAUCAGACACACACUCACUUCAGACACAUAGGACAGACCUAUCAACCAUGGUGGGGACAGAACCCAUCUCCGCCACAUAAAUGAGGAGGUCAGUGGAGGAAAGAGCGUUCCCAGCGCGCUCCAAGAGCGUUCCAAGAACGUUCCAAGAGCGUUCCAAGCGCGGCGCACCUAAGCAGCGCUUCUGACCCGUUCCCAUGGAAUGUCCUCCAUCACUGGGAAAGUUCCUGUAGGUUUUAAUGUCCUCCAUCACUGGGAAAGUUCCUGUAGGUUUUAAUGUCCUCCUUCAAUGGAAGAGUUCCUGAAGGUUAGGUUUUAAUGUCCUCCUUCAAUGGAAGAGUUCCUGAAGGUUAGGUUUUAAUGUCCUCCAUCAAUUGAAGAGUUCCUGUAGGUUUUAAUGUCCUCCAUCAAUUGAAGAGUUCCUGUAGGUUUUAUUGAUUCACUGUGUCACAUAGAGAAAGAGUGGAGAGCGUCUUCCAUUAGCAUUAUAGCGGCUAAAUUAUUUCUCAUGAUACUGUUUCUAAAUUUGAUCUUAAAAUGUAGACGUUCUCCUUGUAUUUAGAUUAGGCUUGUGAAAAUAACUUUGUUCACUGCACACACAUUCAUCAAACUAGUACACAUUUAACUGUCACAGAUUUCCAGGGAUUUUUUUUUUAUUUAUUUACAACCAAUAAAAACUUUCAACAAAUUG